Messenger RNA from Ectocarpus siliculosus, 2118 nucleotides. Lineage: Eukaryota; Phaeophyceae; Ectocarpales; Ectocarpaceae. The record is from the annotation of a GenBank genome assembly.
ACUUCGUUGAAGCCAUGAAGACAACCAUGACUCCGCUUUUCUCCCUCGCCGCCGCGGCCCUCCUUCCCUGGGGCCACAAUGCCUUCGUUAUUGUGCCCGCGGCGACAUCGCUCGGGGGGCGGGGGGGGAACGUCGCCCGUCCGGAAUCAAGGAUAAGAGCGAACCCGACGGCAGAAGCUCUCCAGCAGCGCGAGGAUGCCCGGGCAGCCCUCUUGGAGUCCGGCGGCGUGGACGAACUCUUGAGGAAGAUCGCCAUAAUGAGAGGGGAAGAGAUUGAGGAGGGGGCGGCGGCUGCUCCUGCUGCGGCGGCGGCUCCUCCGGUUGCGAAGAAGCCCGAGAAGAAAGCACCGGAGCCCGUGGCGGCCGCACCCGCUCCCGCUAAGCCGGCUCCCGUUGAGAAGAAACCGGCCCCUGCGCCGCCGGCUCCUGCUAAGAAGGAACCGGCUCCCGUGGCGGCGGCGGCGGCGGCCCCCGUUGAGAAAAAAACGGCCCCUGCGCCGCCGGCUCCUGCUAAGACGGAGCCGGCUCCCGUAGCUGCCGCGGCGGCGGCUCCCGUUGAGAAGAAACCGGCCCCUGCGGCGGCAGCGGCCCCGGCCCCCGUAAAGAAGGAAGCCGCGCCUGUGGCGGCGGCGGCGGCGGCCCCCGUAAGCGAGAGCAAGCCUGCAGCAGCAGCAGCACCCGCCGCCCCCGCGGCGCCCGAGGCUGCGGCGCCAACAACCCCGCAGAAGAAGAGCAGGAAGCAGCAAAAGAAGAAGAGGGGAAAGAAGGCGAAGGCCUGAAGAGGGUUCUAUAGCAGUGUUGAACCGGAGGAGGAUUGAUUGCCUCAACGGCUACGAGAUUUUCGGAUGUGGACACACCCUGCUGUAAUUUAACCCCAUCAGGUUGGUAGGAGCUGGCACGAGGACAUUUUGGAGCAGGAGUGUGGGUCGUAGCUCGCGCGCUGUGUCUGUUUUCGUUGAGAGACAUGGGGUCUUCGUCUGUGUGGGAAGAACGAGAAAGCUGCGAACUUGGAAACGAACUGAAAUUGAGCUGGGUUGGGAGAGACCAAUCGAGAGAUAACACUGGUUUAACGUUGUGAGUGUUGUAUUGAUGUCUUUAGAUAGGAAUAUUCGUAUAUUUUAGAGUACGCAGCAGCAGCCGCAGCAGCACAUGAAGAGUCGGGUAUCGGCAAAAUCGGGUUUGCGCGAGAGCAAGCCGCUGCGUUGGCUGGGCGCUGGGCGAUCCUUGCUGUGUUGUCCAUGCUUCUCUGGCACGUCAAUACGUUUGUUGUGUAAACCCUUCAUCCCAGAUGCCAUACCUGGCGUUCUGUUGUUUAGAACUGCAUGGUUCCUCUAGUUCACCGGGUAGCCUAGGCAGAGCGGGCUGCGUAGUGAAUGUGAGUUGUGACGGGCGACAAAUUCUGUUUGCCUAGAAAAUUAUUCAUUUUUGGAGACAAAUGGAGAAGCAGUAGCAUCAAUGCACCUACAGAGUGCUGGACAUUUCCGUGCGCCGGGGUUGGGGGGAGAGAAUGAGAAAAAUGUUUGCUCGGUGGUUGUUGGUGUAGGAUGUCGAAAACGCCGUUUUUGCCUGCGCCCCUACCGAAGUUGAAAGGCGUUGAUCGGAUUUUUUCUGUCUGCUGCGCUUGGUUGUGAAAAUGCCGCGCGCGGGGGCGCUCCGGAGCGUGGUCCGUCUUGUUCCUGUGGGUUCCAUGGCGUGAAGUUCGAAGCGGUGCCACCUCGUUAUGCUUCGUAGCGUUUAGACUUGGAGGUGAACAUGCAGGUCGCGAAGAGGCUGCGUGGUAUUUAGUGUUUUGGUUUGUUGCUCCUGGUGGUUCGUUGUGCUCUUUACCUUUUGCAUUCGCGCACGGACAGAACUUGUGAUGGCCGUUCAGGGUUUUUGCAGUUUUCUGUUGUGAGACGUCCUAGGAAACAUAGCGAAGACGUAGAUGCGACGGGAGCGAGAUGGAAAUUGGAAUCAGCUGAUGUGGAGUGGGAAGCAAGCCGCCAGCUGCGAUGCAUCCACCGAUGUCUGGCCAUGAACUUUGUUUUUGCCUAGACCGGUUAUUGCGUUCGCGAAGAAGCUGUAGAAAAAAUUCAGUUUGAAGUAGUACAUAAUCGAAUGCGAAAAUGAUGGUGCUGG